Molecule: messenger RNA, 558 nt
Organism: Arabis nemorensis
Lineage: Eukaryota; Viridiplantae; Streptophyta; Magnoliopsida; Brassicales; Brassicaceae
Source: the annotation of a GenBank genome assembly
AUGAAGAGCAGAAACAAUGACGAAAUCGAGCUUGAAGAAGCACUUGCUAGAGAAAAAGAAAACUUAGAAAAGUUACUACUUGAGUGUUACGAGCAAGAUAAAUCGCAUUUACAAGCUAAAGCCUUGGAGCAAAUGCACCAAGGGAAUUUGCAUCUUUGGAAAGAAACAGAAUAUGUUCAUGCUAUAGAACGAGAAAGGUUAGAGAGAGUAAAGUGUGAACAUGAACUAGUCAAAGGGCAUGUUGAAGUUUACAAGAGAGAUGUGUAUGCGAUGCGAGAAGAGAGGGACAAUGCUCUCAAAUUAGUCCAUGAGAUCACAACAAAGCAUGAGAAUAUGUGUUCCAAGGCUAAGGAGUUCGAAAGCAGGUACAAGGUCGAACUAAUUCUCACGAAAGCUCUUAUUGAAGAAAAACAAGAGAUCACAACAAAGCAUGAGAAGAUGUGUCUCAAGGCUGAGAGGUUCGAGAGCAAGUACGAGGGCGAGCUAGUUCUCACGAAAGCUCUUAUGAAAGAAAAUAAGAGAUCACAACAAAGCAAGAGAAGCCCACUGGGUUAUUGA